Molecule: messenger RNA, 1248 nt
Organism: Python bivittatus (Burmese python)
Lineage: Eukaryota; Metazoa; Chordata; Lepidosauria; Squamata; Pythonidae
Gene: CBX8
Product: chromobox 8
Biological process (GO): negative regulation of transcription by RNA polymerase II
Cellular component (GO): chromatin; PRC1 complex
Molecular function (GO): chromatin binding
Source: RefSeq, a predicted model, not a curated record
CUUUUCUGCUGCCAGCGGCCGAGUAAACAUGGAGCUCUCCGCCGUGGGCGAGAGGGUCUUCGCGGCUGAGGCCUUGCUCAAGAGACGCAUCCGUAAAGGUCGUAUGGAAUAUCUGGUGAAAUGGAAAGGCUGGUCUCAGAAAUACAGCACCUGGGAACCCGAGGAAAACAUUCUUGAUGCCCGUCUGCUUGCUGCUUUUGAGGAAAGGGAAAGAGAAAUGGAACUUUAUGGUCCUAAGAAACGUGGCCCCAAGCCCAAAACUUUCCUUUUAAAGGCCCAGGCUAAAGCCAAAGCCAAGACCUAUGAAUUCCGUAGUGACUCUGCCAGGGGCAUCCGGGUACCUUACCCAGGACGAUCUCCCCAGGAGCUCGGCUCUACUUCCCGGGCUAGAGAAGGACUGAGACAGAUCCCGCUGCCCCCUCAAAGCAGCUCCACCACUGCUACCCCCAACGUGCCCCGAAUGGAGACGAUCCAGGAAAACAGGGUAGGGGCAGAGGAAGACCGAUCUGAAGGGUCCUUUAAAAAGCGAGGUCCAAAGCCCAGGAAAGACCUGCCUGAAAUGGCAGAUGUUGCUUCAAAGCGGAAAUCAAUGGAGCCUGGCGAGAAGAUGGUGGUGGACUACCUAAAAGCCAGAAAAUUGGAAGAGUCGGCUAACUCCGGGGCAGCAAAAUUCAGUUCGGGACACAGUGUGAUCCAGUUAGCCCGGAGACGGGAGCCUGAGUUACCCAGUGCUGUUUCCAACCCCAGGGCAGAAGCUGGCAUUAAGCUGGGUGCACCUGAGACUUACCCUCCUAGACUGACAAAGCACAGGGCGGAUUUCCUGGAUCCCAAAGGGCAAAGUGGUUUGGACUUGGGGACUCCUAAGAUCUUGCACAGCUCUGCAAACCAAGGCAGCUUAUAUCGAGAUGGCAUAGGGACGCAGGCUGGCAGGCCUUCCCUCAUCGCCCGCAUCCCUGUCUCCAGGAUCCUGGGUGACCCAGAAGAAGAAGCUUGGAGCCCAUCUCUCAACAAUCUGGAGAAAGUAGUAGUGACUGAUGUGACAUCCAAUUUCUUGACAGUAACCAUCAAGGAGAGCAGCACAGACCAAGGCUUCUUUAAAGAAAAGCGGUGAAUUCCUUCAGAGAAGAGGAGAAGUCAUUGAAAGGCUUUGGAUAGAGGUCGGCUGACUUGGGAUUUUUUUAAACUUUUAUUUUUAAACUUUUUUGGACAGGCUUGCAUUUCAAAUAUCUGUCCUUAAUUCUUUCUUUA